AUGGUGUUUUCGAAGAGAAAGAUGAAGCAGUUCCUAGCGUUCGGAGUGACGAUCGUGCUCGUGAUUUGUUUGUACAAAUCAUGGGGCAGUCCAACAAACGGGAUGUCACACUACGCGUAUGAUGACGGUGAUAACGCGAUUGUCGGAGCGGUAGAUAACACGGCCGACGAGCAGGAGAAUCGGCGGGCCGGUCCAUCACCGGAACGGCUUGUACUGUCGGUGGCCGAUCGCAACGGUCACAGGCAACAUAACAGCAUCGAUGGGCCAAACGAUGAUGAUGCGGACGUUGGUGGUCCAUUGGGCCAUGACAAUGUUGAACGGGUGUUGAUGCAAAACAAGCUACGGUCAUUCCGGAAGGGAUCAUCCGUUGGCGUGAUGCCCAAACGGCACGACGAUGUUGCGCUAGACGAUCCCGAGCGAGAAUCGCGAUUAAACGAGCUGCACGAGGCUAAACGACAGAUACUGGAGCUGGAACGGAAGAUACAGGAACUGGAAGGUCGGAUACCGCGCAAAUAUCCGGACGUAACGUUUUUGAACUACAAAAAUCGUAAACGGAUACUGAUAACGGGUGGAGCCGGUUUCGUUGGAUCGCACCUGGUCGAUUAUCUCAUGAUGCAAGGCCACGAGGUGAUCGUGGCGGAUAACUUCUUCACGGGCCGGAAACGCAACGUGGAACACUGGUUGGGGCAUGAAAAUUUUGAACUCAUCCAUCACGACAUCGUUAAUCCGCUGUUCAUCGAGGUGGACGAAAUCUAUCAUCUGGCCAGCCCGGCCAGUCCGCCGCACUACAUGUACAACCCGGUCAAGACGAUCAAAACGAACACGCUCGGUACGAUCAAUGUGCUCGGUUUGGCAAAACGCGUGGGCGCCAAGGUACUGAUCGCCAGCACGUCCGAGGUGUACGGUGAUCCCGAUGUGCAUCCGCAGCCCGAAACCUACUGGGGCCAUGUGAAUCCGAUCGGACCGCGUGCCUGCUACGACGAGGGCAAACGCGUAUCGGAAACGCUGAGCUACGCGUACGCCAAGCAGGAGAAAGUGAAUGUACGCGUGGCGCGAAUCUUUAACACGUACGGACCACGAAUGCACAUGAACGAUGGGCGCGUCGUGUCUAAUUUUAUCAUACAAGCGCUACAGAACCAGUCCAUAACGAUUUAUGGGAGCGGUCGACAAACACGAUCGUUCCAAUAUGUGUCGGAUCUGGUUGACGGUUUGGUAGCGCUGAUGGCAUCCAACUAUACGCAACCUGUCAACCUUGGCAAUCCGGUCGAACGGACGAUACAAGAUUUUGCCGAAAUUAUACGCGACCUGGUGGGCUGCAAGAGCAAAAUCAUCGAACUGCCCGCCGUCGAAGACGAUCCUCAGCGACGGAAACCAGAUAUUUCGAGGGCAAAGAAACACAUCAACUGGGAACCUAGGGUCCCGUUACAAGAAGGACUCAUGAAAACGAUAGACUAUUUCCGCAAGGAGUUAGCCCGCUCAAAUCACUCACAGCGAAACAUCUUUGUUCCCGAAACGACGGAGUUCCGCAACUUGCUAUGA
This is a messenger RNA of Anopheles marshallii, 1539 nucleotides long. It is a transcript of the gene Uxs, whose product is annotated as UDP-glucuronic acid decarboxylase 1. NCBI's taxonomy places the organism in Eukaryota, Metazoa, Arthropoda, Insecta, Diptera, Culicidae. Gene Ontology annotation, biological process: D-xylose metabolic process. Gene Ontology annotation, molecular function: UDP-glucuronate decarboxylase activity; NAD+ binding. The transcript has 5 exons. The record is from RefSeq and is a predicted model, not a curated record. Bases 1 to 1539 code for a protein of 512 amino acids. Gene Ontology annotation, cellular component: cytoplasm.